AUGAGCCGAAAUCGUGGUGAAGCAAGUUCAAGAUCACGAUCACGAUCACGAUCACGAUCAAAAUCUAAAUCCAAAUCCAAAUCACGAUCAAGAUCAAAUUCAUUGUCAUCAACAUCAUCUGGUCGCGCAGCUCAAGCACCAAAAUGGGAUGGUGAAUCAGGUUAUCGUUUACAUAUAUCACCACUUAAUCCACGUACAUCUCGACGUGAUAUUGAAAAAAUAUUUUCGAAAUUUGGUACAAUCAAUGAAGUUUGGAUGGCUACAAAUCCACCUUGUUUUUCAUUUGUGAAUUUUAAACAUCGACAUGAUGCUGAAGAUGCUAUGCAAGCAAUGGAUGGAAAAUUAAUUGAUAAUUCACGUGUUGGAGUUUCAUUUGCUCGUAAACGUACAAUUGGUGGUCGUCGUGCUCCUACAUAUAAUGGUGGUGGUGAUCGAUAUCGAGGUGGAGGUGGAGGAGAUUAUAAUUCAUCAAGAGAUCGGCGUCGGUAUUCACCACGACAAGACGAUAGAAGUUAUGAUAGACGACGACGAUAUUCUCGUUCACGUAGUCCAGUUCAAUCUAGUAAACGUGAUUAUCGUCAACGAUCAAAAUCAAGAUCAUCAUCACCAAAACCACGUCGUAACCGACCAUCAUCACGAGAUCGUUCACCUCAACAACAAGCAACUAAUGUUGUUCACAGAUAUGCAGAAAAUGAUGAUAGAUCUGAUUGA
This is a messenger RNA of Adineta steineri, 711 nucleotides long. The record is from the annotation of a GenBank genome assembly. NCBI's taxonomy places the organism in Eukaryota, Metazoa, Rotifera, Eurotatoria, Adinetida, Adinetidae.